CCACCUCUGCGGGCCCAGGGCGGCGGUGGGAAAGAUGAAGAACGAAAUUGCUGCUGUUGUCUUCUUUUUCACAAGGCUAGUUCGAAAACUUGACAAGUUGAAAAAAGAGGCAGUUGAGAGGUUUGCUGAGAAAUGGACUCUUAUACCUCGAGAAAAAUAUAAAAAUCACUGGUAUCCAGAAAAACCAUCAAAAGGACAGGCCUACAGAUGCAUUCGUGUCAAUCAGUUUCAGAGAGUUGAUCCUGAUGUCCUGAAAGCCUGUGAGAACAGCUGCAUCUUGUACAGUGAUCUAGGCUUACCAAAGGAACUCACUCUGUGGGUGGAUCCCUGUGAGGUGUGCUGUCGGUAUGGAGAGAAAAACAAUGCAUUCAUUGUUGCCAGCUUUGAAAAUGAGGAUGAGAAUAAGGAUGAAAUCUCCAAGAAAGUUACCAGGGCCCUUGAUAAGGUUACCUCUGAUUAUCAUUCAGGAUCCUCUUCUUCAGAUGAAGAAACAAGUAAGGAAGUAGAAGUGAAACCCAGUUCCAUGACUGCGACCCCAAGCCCUGUGUACCAGAUUUCAGAAUUGAUGUUCCCACCUCUUCCAUUGUGGCACCCUUUGCCCAGAAAAAAGCCAGGAAUGUACCGAGGGAAUGGUCCGCAGAAUCACUAUUCUCCUCCUAUUCCAUUUGGUUAUCCAAAUCAGGGAAGAAAGAAUAAACCUUAUCGCCCAAUUCCAGUAACAUGGGUACCUCCUCCUGGAAUGCAUUGUGACCGGAAUCACUGGAUUAAUCCUCACAUGUUAGCACCUCAUUAGCUGCUUUUGAUUCUGUUGGUGUCAGUGUUGAGAGAAGGUAGAAUAAGGCUGACCACAUUAAAAGUUAAAAAUUCAUACUCAUAGUAGUAAAGUUAGAUGGGCCAAACCGUCAAACUUAUUUUUAUAGAAAAGUUAUUGAUAAUAAUCUUUCUUAAAAAAUAUAUAUGCACUUUAGAUAUAUUGAUAUAGUUUGAGAAACUUUAUUAAAGUUAGUCAAGUACCUGAGUUUUUAAUAUUGGACUUGAGUAUUUAUAUAUUGUGCAUCAACUCUGUUGGAUACGAGAACACUGUAGCAGCAGACGAUCUGUUCUAGCACUUUUGAGCAUUUACUUUAUGGAGAGUAUGUAAGUUAUUUAUACACAGGAAAUCUAUUUUAUGUCAUUGUUUAGAAGAAUUACGUGAAAUCAUGUAGUUGCAAAUAAAAAGUAGUUUGAGGCCAAAAAAAAAAAAAGUCAUCAUAUUCUUUUGGGAAAUUUUUCUAAGAAUGGAAAUCUCCAGUGAGUGAGACGUGUUUCAAAAUACAUGGUGAGUUAGUUGAUUAGAAUAUUUAAGGUAAUUCUCCUUGGUGUUACUUUCUGAGUGAAGAGAAUGACAAUAUACUGGCUUUUACAAAGGGACUUUUUAAUCCAGCAAAUACUGGAUUUUGGCAUCAGACAAAGCUCUGCUCAGUUUCCAACUCUGCUACCAAGUUGUUUAAAUUUGAGAAGUUGUUUCAAACUCUCUAAAAGGAGAAGAGCAAGAGAAGAAAAAGGAGCAGAGAAGAACUACAACAGCCAGAAAACACUGAACAAAAUGGCAAUAUCAGUAAUUACUUUAAACACAAAUGGAAGGGACUGAAUUCUCCAAUCAAAAGACAUGACGUGGCUGAAUGGAUAUAAAAAGAAGACCCACCUAUAUGCUGCAUGUAAGAGACUCACUUUAGACAUAAGGACACACACAGACUGAACGUGGAGGGAUAGGAAAAGAAGUUUCAUGCAAAUGGAAACCCAAGAGAAAGCUGGAAUGCUGUACUUAUGCCAGACAAAAUAGACUUUAAAACAAAGACUGUAAUGAAAGACCAAGAGGGUAUUCCAUAAUGACAGAGGGGUCAACCCAACAAGAAGAUAGAGCAUUUGUAAAUGUGUGUGUGUGUGUGUGUGUGUGUGUGUUUAACCGACAAGCACCAAAAUACAUAAAGCAAAUAUUAAAGCUAAGUUAGAAGGUUUUGGGGUUUUUUGUUUUAUUCUUUUUAUUCUUUUCUUAUAAAAGUAACUUUAUGACAGAAUUAUCUUAAGGACUAAAUUUAAUGCAUGCUGUUUCUAGAUCACUGUCUAGCAGUUGGUCAGAGUAAGUUCCUUAAGUGUCCAUCAAACUUGGAGUCCCUCCUUGUCCCCAACAUGGAGCUAAACAAAGUGAUUGAUGUCAGAUCAUUCUAAGAUAUAUUCUCUGUUCUCAGUGACCUUGUCGGUUGGGCAGGAGGCUGUGCUUUGACUACGUGGCCACAGUUCUGGUCUCAGGGCUGGCCUCAGUAAUCUCUCCUGGAGCUCUGCAGUUGGCUUUUCAUUGGCCUUGCAAACCAAACUCUUGCUCUGUAGUUCAUUAUGUCAACACCUGCCUCUCCAAACUGUUCUCUGAUAUUGUACCCGAUACCUUCAAACCACAGGCUCACACUUCCCUGUCUCCUCUGUCAGAUCAGGCCAAGGCAGGCAGUUAUUAUCAUAAAGCAUGGUCUUUUGACACUGUUGAUUUGACCCAGCUCUUUUCAUAGAAAUUUUGACAACUGUUUGGACCAGGAGACAUUUUCAAGCAAUAUGGUGCAAUGGUUAAGAUGGCAUCUUGUAUGGUUUUACUGCCUUAAGUACAAAGCCAGAUUCUAUAAUAUACCAGCUCUGUGAUAUUGGGCAAGUUACUUAGCAGUGCAUAAUUUCCCCCAUUGGGACAGUAAUAAUAGUGCCUUUCGUCUAACUAUGGUAAGGCAGAAAAAACAAUGCAUCAAAAACCCUAACACUAGGUCUGACAUGUAAUAACUUGCUGUAGUAAAUGAACACAGCUUAAUGGAUAUUAGCUAUUUGGGGAUAACUAUUUCUAAGUUUUAUGUACAGAAAUCUGCAAACACUUAAAAAAAUCAUUAGUGUUUAUUUAGCAUCAUGUGCAAUGGGCAUCUGUGAGCCUUAAUAAGCUCCUCUCCCACUGCAUUUUGCAAAGCUUGCCCUGAAGCCUGGGAAUGGGUGAAGCUUACAGGUGAAUAAGGAGCAAAGAUGGGCUGAGCAUGCACACAUUUAUUGGCAUUGAAAAGAGCCGGAAAGUUGAAUGGUUCAUUUGUCCACUUGUCCUUGGUGCACAAAUUCCCAUGUCAAAACAGCUCUGUCAAAAUCUUAAGGACCAUAUUCGUAGCCUCACAGUGGGGUUGGAAUUAGCCUUGGUAUUGUCAAUCAGACAUUCCCUUUGCCCAGAAGAAGCCCAGAAUCCCCAUAUGCCUACCAAUUAGCCUGCCCCGCCCCCACUCCUCCCUACCUAGAUUUUCCCAGCCAUGUAAAGAGGUUUCUGCCCCGUUUCCUGACAUGUGAUCAGUUCCCCAACUAGGAUUCAAAUCCUCCCUUAACCUCAUCUUGUUUGACUUGUGUUCCGAAAGCAGGUCUAACCUUUGUCAUGUCUUUUCUCUGAGGUCUGGACCCUGUAUCUUAAUUCUUUAGUCCCUGGCUACUGUCGUUUUUUUCUCACUCAGAAAACAC
This is a messenger RNA of Mustela lutreola (European mink), 3504 nucleotides long. Its product is annotated as protein BTG3-like. The coding region runs from base 35 to 793 and encodes 252 amino acids. Gene Ontology annotation, biological process: negative regulation of cell population proliferation; negative regulation of mitotic cell cycle. Gene Ontology annotation, cellular component: nucleus; cytoplasm. NCBI's taxonomy places the organism in Eukaryota, Metazoa, Chordata, Mammalia, Carnivora, Mustelidae. The transcript has a single exon. The record is from RefSeq and is a predicted model, not a curated record.